Messenger RNA from Symbiodinium necroappetens, 1869 nucleotides. The record is from the annotation of a GenBank genome assembly. Lineage: Eukaryota; Dinophyceae; Suessiales; Symbiodiniaceae.
AUGGAAACCUUGGAGAAAAAGGGCCAGCAACAUGAGCUCAAUUUGCUGAAAGAUCGGAUUGAGAUCUGUGAGCAUGGCUUCGCCUUGGGGUACAACAAUUUGUCAUCCAUGAAACCGAGUGUGAUGCAAGCACAUAUCAUGAGCACGAAGAAGCAAUGGGAAAAGUACCCAGUGUCUUUGCAACUCGGCAUUGUGGCCAGACAUGCACAAGCUUCAUUGGAGAAGGUGUUGCUGAGCAAGAAGAAGGAGUCAGAGUGCUGGAAAGAGGCUGCGGUCGAGCUGGUGACCUUCUUCCAGUUCGACGUCGAGCAGAUGCUGACUCUGGAUGCUACAAGCUUCGAUGAGCACUUUGACGGCCACGCCCCCACGUGGCAGACGGGCAUCAUGAUGAUGAGCGUGUUGGCUCUUGAGCUUGCAGAGGACAGCCUGUCCAGCAUCAAGCUGGAAGACGACGAUGGCUUGACUGCUGAAGCUGCCCAGACGAAGAUUGCAGAGCUUCAGAGCAUUGCCACGGACUGUUGUGCUGUUGUGUUCUGCAGUGUUUUGCGACAGGACUUCGGAAGCAAACUCCGUGCCCUCUUCACCCACCCGGCUUGGAUUGAGCUGCUCAACUUGCAAGAGAAGGCCGCCGAUGUUCACAUCCUUGUCUGCAAGCACCUCUACAGGCACAUCGAAGCUAUGUCGAGCUUGUUUACAUCGUGGAUUGACACCCCGCUCGUGCCCGUCGCCGAGGCUUUUGAGCAGAUUCUCGCCAUGGCCAAGGCGAUCUUGCACUUGCAUGCUUGGAACCCUGAGUCGGACGCAGGCUUCGACACCCUGAAGCCGACGGUACCCGGUGAUGUGUUUGACUUCAUGAAAUGCGACAAGCAGUUUGAGCGGAGCCUCAGCAAGAUCUUGCAAGAUGGCUGGUGGAAGGCUCAGGUAGCCGAGAUCGCAAAAACGGCAGGCUCGCGUCCUUUGGUACAGGUUCAGUGGCGAGAGCUGAACACCUUGCUGCAGGACAUCUCCCCGGAGCAGGCCACCGCCCAGCAUCUCUCCCGCAUCGCCGAGCUGUUUGAGACCGUGGGCAAGGGCAUGCGUGAGAAGGAGAUGGGUUCCGUUGGAGGUAAGUGCAAGGACUUGGUGGUCGGUGUUGUUCAGAAGCUCCUGAAAAGCGAGGCCACUGCCCUGGACAUGACCCAGCUGUCCAAGCAGGCAGACGUGGUGAUGUCCUUGCUGCGAAGGUUUGGUCAUGAGCCCCAGAUCCCAACACUGGUGGACGACUUUGCCAGCUGGCUGGAGGGUACCACUAAUCAGCGUCAGCUUGCAACGCUCAUUGCUCACAUGGAGAAGUGUGCCCGUGGCAGCAUCGACUUUAAGGCGAUCAAGCAGCUUGUGCCAGGUGUGGGCAAGGACAAGGAGCAGUCUUAUGCCGUGGCAGCAGAUGAGGCGACCAAGUUGUGCGAGGCAGCGUGUAACUUCAUGGUCAAGGGCCUGCUGACAGUGAACACCUCGGCAGCCGAUGACGCUGCGUGCACGCAGCGUACUGCCGAGGUCAGGCUGAACCUUGCCAUCCUGAACGGUGUUUCCAAGCUUGUGAAGGACCUGGUCAGUGAUGAGAACCCUGGCCGUGAUGCUUUCACUGCCUACAUCAACAGCUGCAUCAGCCUCGGUUUGGCAGGGGCUUUCCAUGCCAAGGAAAUCAACCUUUUGGAGGGCCUCGGGCCGGAUGCCGAGACCCGUAACCAAGCAGAUGUUGAGGCCAAAAGGCUUCGCCAGGCAAAAACAGCAAGGGCGAAGUGUGUUGCUUCGGAGGCGACUUGUGUGGCAGCCCAGCAGAAGUUGCUGCCGUUUGUCAAGGCCGAGGACGGCAGCGCCUUGCACAGCCUC